AAAUAAACAACAAGGAAAAAAUAAUGGGAAUGUUGUGUUCAAUGUUGUGUUGUCUGCGAUUGUUUUGAUGAUACAAAAUGGUUGAUUGAAAUAUGAUAAUAGCGACAAUGAUGGAAAAAGUACGAUAAUCAAGUAGAAAUGACGACCACAACGCCUGCCAACAGAUUCGCAGACUAUUUCGUCAUUUGUGGAUUGGAUGUGGCGUCAGGAUUGGAACCCGACCGCUUGUCAGGUGACCACCUUCACUGCCCUCCCUUGGAGCGUCCAUACAAGUCUAAAGUUCUUGCCCAUUACCCCGAGUCUGUCUCAUGGAACCCAUUCGACAAAGAUGCUGUUGGAAUGCUCUGCUUCCCAAAAGGUUUGACGUUCAGAACCCAGAGACAUGCUCGUGAUGCCAAGUUCCACUCGUUCAUCAUCACCCGUGAAGACGGAUCUCGCAAUUUUGGUUCAGCCUACAUUUUCUUUGAGGAGGUGACCAACAAACGAAUAUGUUCGGCCAUGAAGACACUGCAGACCAUGUAUCUCCUGGACACGGGCCAGAGUCCGAAAGAUUCCUCGCACUCUGACUCUGACGACAGCCCCAUCAUGAUGAAAACGAUAAUUCCACAGGGAGAGGGCAAGAAGACUUUUGAGGCAGAAAAGGACAAACUGUAUGUGACAAAGUGCAUCUGUCUGAUGACACAGUUACCAUUCGUGAGAGCGUGUAGGAACUUUCUCAAACAGAUGCAUGAAGCUGUGGCGAAGUCACCUCAGCCGUCUCUGCCACUGGAGAGCUAUAUCUAUAAUGUACUGUACGACGUGCCGCUUCCUCCGCCAGGGAGAAGCAUGAAGUUCUUUGGAGUGUCCAGCCCUAUUGUUUGUCAAAGACCUGGUACCAAUGAACUUCCAUUGUUUGACUUCUCGCUGUGGGAAUUUUUUCGCAAGUUGGGAACAGACAAUGUGUUAAAAAUAUUUACUUGUGUUAUGCUGGAACAUCAGACAUUACUUUAUUCUUCAGAUUACAAUAAGUUGAUGCUGGUAGCCGAGUCUAUUAGUGCGCUGAUGUUCCCUUUCACAUGGCAGCAUGUAUACGUCCCCAUCCUGCCUGCCUCUCUACAGCACUUCCUGGACGCCCCGGUUCCCUUCAUCAUGGGGCUUCAUCGGGGUGAAGAGGGCAGGUCGGAACUCUUGCGAUCCUGUGAGGGAAACAUGUGUUUUGUGGAUAUUGAUGACAACACAGUUGAGGUCCCAGAAGACGUUCCUGUUUUCCCUCACCGGGAAGAACUCAGUGAAGAGUUAUGUGCCCUUAUCAAGAAGUACAACCGUAUGUUUAACAAGGAUGUACAGACGAGCAACCGGAGUUACCCCGGCACGCCAAAGAAGGACAACAGCAAUAAAGUGGCUGGCCAGCUGGACAGUGGAACUGGCAGUUGGCCCAAUUCACCAAAGAAAAUGGAGAUACUUCAACAGAGCGAAGCGUGGAUGAAAAUCUCAAAUCUUGCCAAGAAGACCGGUGUCUGGGACUCGAUCGAAGAUUUUGCCGACGAUGUGUCGUUGAAGAAGGACAAAGCGGCAAAAGAUUCUAAAGACCCAUCUUUGGUUCCUGUUUCAGAAGUGGACGAUCUCAAAUUUAGCAACGCCGUUCGAGAAAUAUUCCUCAACCGUUUUGUGCACAUGUUCUCGUCGUAUGAGGCGUUUGUGAUCCAACCAUCACAGGACAUGGAGGCGUGGCUCAACAACCGGGAGUCAAUGCAGAUCUUCGACAAGGCGUCGUUCCUCAGCGACCAGCCUGAGACUCACCUGCCAUUCUUGUCGCCGUUCACCGAGACGCAGAUGUUCACGACGUUCGUCGACAACAAGAUCGUGUCGCAGUGGGAGGAGACAGACCCCUACCUGCGCGUGUUUGACGACAGGAUUAAGAUGAUCAACGAUGAGCCCGGAGACCCCAGGACGCCUACGUAUAGUCAGUGUCCUUCAUUCCUUAACACAGAAAUGAACAUCGAGAAGAGAUCGUCUUUCAUAGACCAUACUGCCAGCAAGCCAGCGUCGCCCCCUGCUGGACAGUUCGAACCGGCCACCGUCCAGAUGGGUUUCUUCCCCAUCCUCAACCAGGAUAUUCUCAACACAGAGCCUAGCUGCAACAAGUCCAAGUCCCGUGAAAAUGCCAAGUGGCGGAAAAAGGACCGGAUUCUACAGCAUGCUGAACACCUUCAGCUAAGUUCUGACCAAAGAGAGUCUACCGCGGCUGAGAGAAAUGCCAAGCAAUGGCUUAGAUAUCUCCAAGAAGCAAAAAUCAAAAGUCUUCGACAACCCAAAUUGUCUGACAUGUCAGCUCAGGGAAUGGUGCAGACCAACUGGAAGUUUGUGGAAACUUUACUAAAGGAGUGUAAAACAAAGACAAAGAAGAUGUUGGUUGAGAAGAUGGGUCAGGAGGCGGUAGACCUGGGUCACGGGGAGGUGCGGAUCACGGGGGUGGAGGAGAACACCCUCAUAGCCAGCCUCUGUGACCUGCUCGAACGUAUAUGGAGUCACGGACUCCAGACUAAAAAGGGAAAAUCUGCUUUGUGGUAUCAUUUGUUGAGUUUCCAAGAAAAUGAAGAUGUUGAUAGUAACAGAUCAUCAGAUGUAAAAGUUCUAACCCCUGGUCCACUGAAAAGGAAUAGUCUGAUAGAUCUAAGCUCUCUGAUGGAUGGCUCCAUCAAAAUAUUGGGGCGCUCCAUAUCAUGGAGUAAUCUUUCAUCCAUGACCAUUGACAGUGAUAAGUCGGCUACAUUAAAAACACACAGAAGGAAAGGAAGUCAAGGAAGAAUUGAACUGCCUAUUCUAAAAGCCUUACCCAAGUCUUUGCUUCAUGACAUGAGAAUUGUGCAGCAGAUGACAAACAUAAAGACAGAAGUGGGGUACUCCAGGGCAUGGGUGAGAUUAGCUCUAGAGAAGAAGAUGUUGUCAGCACAUCUCAAGGAAUUACUACAAGAUAGUGUUCUUCUCAGGCAGCUGUAUAAGCGGUAUGCGUUUCUGAGGUGUGAAGAUGAGCGGGAACAGUUCCUCUAUCACCUUCUGUCACUGAACGCUGUCGAUUUCUUCUGCUUCACAAACACCUUCACUAACAUAGUUGUUCCAUAUCGGUUGUUAAUUUAUCCCAGCACUAAGUUUGGCUGUGGUACGACGAGUGCAACUCCCUGGGUGUCUAUAGCCGGUCAGCUCGGGGAGACCGGGGUCAUCGAGAUUCAGAAGGGAUGUCUCGAUCACUGUGUGGACAACAAGAACCUGGGUGUUUUGACAACAUUGAGAAUUGGCCAUGACAACAAUGGUAUGACUCCCCGUUGGCUUGUGGAAUAUGUCCUAGUCCGAAAUGAAAUCAGUGGCCACACAUACAGGUUUCCCUGUGGACGUUGGUUGGGGAAAGGUGUGGAUGAUGGUAGCAUAGAACGACUUCUUGUGGCUGAACUUGUUCACCAGACUUCAGACAAUGAUGAUGUCGUCACUUGUCACACUCCACCAAGAAGUAGGUCGCCCAGUUCGCCACGCAAAUCAUGUGAUCAAGUUAUUCCAAUAUCAUCAAUUCCAGAGAUUCAAGAAAACUUAGGACAUGCUGUGAACAAUCUAGUCAAAUACUUCUAUAAGCCAGAAAAAGAGCGAGGCAGUCUGUCAUUUCUGUUGUGUGGAGACCAUGGACUGGUACAGUGUUUAGAAAGUGUAUUUCUGUGUGGAUUCCGGUCGUCACGUCUCUUCAGAAACAAGAUGUUUAUCUGGGACUACUUUGAAAAAGUAAAAACGAACUUUGAGAAUUCCCUUUCGGGAAAUGUUCGCCGUCCUAUCCCCGAGGUUGCAAAGGCUGGAUACUGGUUGUUCUGUAACCUGCUCAACAAGAUCAAUGCUGCUACAGAAACGAUUGGCAAAGAUGGAAAAUUUCAGAUCUUCAUCUGUGUGGGAGUCAGAGAUCACUGUCUGCACCGCUGGCUUCCGUUGAUGGCCAACACGACGGUGACCGGUCAGAUGUACGAAGAGAACUCGUUCCUGCGCGACCCCGCACUCACCAAGUUCCUCGUCCACAUUAUCAACACACUCAACGAGUUCCCCAUCGUGCUCGAACCCUCGGUUCUCCGGGGACUGGAGAUGUGAUCCGUGCUACUCGCUAUCUCUUUAUCUGUCGGGCCAACCUUAAAACGUGUGCUUUACUGUAAGCCAACCCCACAUUUUAGUAAUGGGUUUGACAUGCCAUGAUUUUAAGAAAAAUUGGAUUGCAUAACCAAGCCUGGUACUUAUAAAACUUUUAGAGAGUGUAGACUCAGGACUCUAAAAGAAUCUGAUACUUUAAUGUCAUAACAGUGCCAUACAAAGUGUAUGUGUGUGGUCUCAUUAAAGUUUGAGUCUGGACUCUUAAAAAGUGUUAUAAGCAUGGGCCCUGACAUGCAUUUUAGUGGUUAAGAUUUUUAUCGAAUUGUGUUCUGUAUUUUAGUCAAAAAAGGAAAAGGAAGCAGAAUUUAGGGUCUAAUAAAAGUGAUGUGAUUUUUACUUUUAUAAGCCUAAUAGGUUACAGUACACAGUAUGGGACUGUUGGGUUACAACAAAUAUUGUGGGCUAAAUUUACGAAGCCUGUUUGUCUUAAACACAGGUGUUUAAGCAUUGUAAAUAUAUGUAGUUACACAUGUGUAAGACAUAAACAGGCUGCGUAAAUUUGGCUCUGUAUUUUUAAGGUUGGUUUCAACAUGUCAACUAGUCUCUUUUCUUUUCUUGUUGCAAUUUAACAUUUAUCGAUGUCGAUGCAAUAAAUUGAGUUGUUUGUGUAUUUAUGUUAUUUUAAAAAUGAUCUUCUGUAUGUACAUACACAUCUAUGUUAGACAACGAGGACAUUAAGCAUAACAACAACAACAACAAAAAAACAGUGUCAGCAAUAUAAAAACAUUUGUUGGUAAUUGCAUGACCAACUUUAAUUUGCCUUAGCCAAAGAAAAUUCAACAGAAUAAAAAGCUUGUUAAACAUAGUAUUGUUGGAUUAUCAUUUUGACCAGUUUGUUGUAUUUGUCAAAUUUAACAUUAUUUUUCAUUUGGUAAAACAACAACCCCAACUCCUGUAAAAAAUGCAUCUAUUUAAUCUGCCAGUUUGUUGAGACAAAUGUUUAUCAAAUGUGAUGUGCAAUUUUAUUAUUUUCAACAAACUUGUACAACUAGUUAUUUAACCAUAUUUUGAAAGAAAAACAUUUCAAAAUUGAUUUAUUACAUGUCAAGGAUUGUUGCUAGAAUUAUCUUUCAUUUGUCUCCCUAUUUUCUACUUGAACAUCUCAAUUUGAAAAAAAAUGUAUUAUAUAAUUUUGUUUUUUAAUAGUUAUCUCCCAUGUUAUUAUUUUUUCAACAAGUAUUACAAAUUCGAUACAUGUUGCAUUAAUAAGUCAGAUUUCUUGAUAUGUGGGUCACUUUGAAAGUAAUAUUGGCAUUUUGUUUUGUUUUGCUUCUGUAAUUGAUAUUUUUAAUAUUUGCAUUUGCAAAGUUUAUGAACCCAUGUCCAUGUGAAUUUGCUUGCAAAUUAUCUCCCCUGUGUGUUUAGAAGUGCAAACAUUACUCAGUGAUAAAGGCUAUUAAUAAAAGUAAACCAAAUUAUCAGUUGCUUUUUAAAAUUCAAACUGUGAUUGAGGUGUGGCUUCAGAAUUUAAAAUAAUGUGCCUCGGUCACUUGUUAUGUUCAUGGACAUAUAGUUUGAUUUUAAUAUGGGUGGGAAAAACUUUGAUCCUUAGUGCUGGGUUAUUUUGGGGGGUUUUAAGGGUUUUAAAACUGGCAAUACAUGGUGUGUUUUGUUUUUUCAGGAUUUUGUAACCAUUUAGUACCACCUACCUGCCUAAUCAUUAAGUCAGUUGCAGCUCAGUUUUGAUAUGUAGAGAGCUAUUCACAGAAUAGUAUUGAUGUCUAAUGACUUCGGUAUACAUCUGCCAAUCAUAGAAAAGCUGUGAUGUUUGUGGAUGCAGGGGCAUUAAACAUAUCGCAGGAGAGCUGUCAUGAUAUUUCUUUAGUUUUUAAAAUGUUCAUUCUUAUAUUCAUCUAAAGUUCAAGCUAUCUGGAGCCAAUUUCACAAAACAUUGACAGUGCAUCUGUGACUUUCCGUUAUAUCUGAUGUACAUUUACAAGUGUUUGGCAUUUAUUUCAUGCAGAAGAUGGAGCUUUGUAAUGAUGAACGAAAAUGAAAUAUGUAAACUUCAAACUAUAUUAGUUAUACUACGUAUUAGUGUCGGAUUAACAACAUAGCAGAUGUAGCAAAUGCUAUGGGCCACAUGCUUUCAGGGGUCCCACCGAUCAACUUGUUUAUUUUUGUUGCUUAUAAGCUUAUGGUAGUGUGAAGGGUGGAAGGGGCAGGUGUAAUAUGCUACUAAUUUGCUAUUGGCCAUGCAGCUGCUUAAUCCAGCACUGCUAUUAGUAGUGAUAAGAAAAGUGGUUACUUGUCGAUUUAUGUUUGUGCUAAACUAUAGUCCUUCCCAGCCUCCAUGAACAUUGGGGUUUUUUUUGUUAAUAAUUUCAGUUUGGUUUGACAUAAGAAGAAAAGUAAAAAGUGUUUUGCAAAUAACAAAACCCCCAUUUUUUUGUGUGUAAUUUAGAAAAUAAUCUGUUCAGAAUUAAAUAACUUAUACUAAACUAAGAAAACGACGUACCCUGGUGAGAAGGACUAUAGGUUGACAAUGUUUUGUGAAACUGGUCCCUGUGUUCAGGGCAAAGGCUAGCGAGAGAAUGUGGUGUGGUAGUUUACACAUACAUACACACCUACUAGCCUUUAACUAGAUGGCUUAAUCUUGCAGAUAUUUGGUUAAAGUUUAACAAUUCAGUAGAGAAAACAACAAGUACCAAAGAAUUGACAACAGAUGCUUGUUUUCAGUGAAUAGUGUAAUGUGUCUGAUAUUUAGUCAAUAUUACAAUGGAGACACAAAUUUACUUGUAUAUGUACAUAGACUUUUUAUUUACUUUAUGUUCAUGGUAUAUCUUGUCCAUCGUGCUAAAGAUGUUUCCCCAUAUUUAUUUAUUAGGAAAACAAAUUGCCCCAUUUAGUUCUAUCUUAUGUUUUGCUUCACUUAUUUAUUUCUCAACUAUAGGCAAGAGUAGGAUUUAACAAGUGUUUUGGGAGGGAAGGGGCAUGCCGAUUUUUUAUCGCUGUCCAUUCUUAAGCAUUAAUGAAUACAAUUUUCAUCCAAAAUAGGGUGUACCCCUCUUUCUCCCCCCCCCCCCUUUCCCAUUUUAACUGCCUCCCAAUUCUGUUUUAGCAUUAAAAUUUUGCCUUUCCUAUUGUAUUUUUUCCAAUUGCUGUUUUCUGUAUUUAGAUUUAAUUAAUGGAGACAUCGAAGUAGCUUCACUGAAACAUUUUAUGCCAUUAGGAGUUAUUUGCGGUUAUUUACACAUAUCAUCCAUUCAAAUUUAUUAAAGUAUCUUCGGAACUAGUCCUAUGUGUAUGGUGUUUUCACCCACUCGUUCUGCGUAGCUCUAAAUUACGGUGGAUUUUAAAAGUGGGAAUAAAACUUUAUAAAAUAUAUUCUGACUGUUAUUAAAAUUGUAGAUGAGCAUUCCCUACAAUUUUUAUCAGUAAUAAUUCGGAGAGAAAUUAUGUUUAUUUAUCAGUAUGUUACAUGUAUAACUAUCAAGCUUGAAUUUUGAUUAAUAUUUGAUUAAACAAAAAAUUGGCUUUUGAGACCUAAACCAUUAUUAAAUCAUAGCUUUGGUUUGCAAUAUAUAUUUGUUUCCACAAAUUGUUAAAUUGGUGUACUUCCAUUUGGUAAGGCCUAAAACCAACAGUUCUGUUUCUGGCCUCAUGACCGAAUCAGUUUGUCUCUAAUUUUAGACCUAACCAUUAUAUUUCAUUUUACUUGCCACACAGCUGUGAUAUGCCUGUAGCAGGUCUUUACAAUUACUGUGUAUAUAAUUCUCUUAUAAAUUCACUGUAAGAACUGAAGUGUUGUAAUUGUUUUCUGUACAGAUGAACAUAUGACGCUACUAUGAAUGCUUAAUUAGUGCAAUGUUGAAAAAUGUAUUGGUGUAUCUUGAACAAACAAUAUUUGGAAAGAGGAAAAAACAACAACCUAUAUACCAAUUUGAGUUGACCACCUCAACAAAAUGGAUUUAGAAUAAUACAAUAAUGUAUGGAUGAAAAGAUUAAAAAGAAAACAUUUUCCCAAAUAUGAACAAGAAUUCGUAAACAAACGAGUCAGUCGAAUACUUGUAUUGGGCUUUUACAAAGGAUUUCACAAGUAGAUUGUUAGAAUAACUGCAUUAUGUAGGCUUCAUUUUGCAGGCUUUUUUUUUCUAAAUUGAAAAGAUAAUGGGUUUUCAAUAAUUAAAGUGAAAUUACAAUUUAUUUAUAUCCAUUAGAAUCGUCUAUUUUCCUCUUAUUAUUAUUUGGUCAUUCUAAUGAAAGGCGACACAAAUUAACCAUUUUCACCGAGUACUUUACAACUAUCAAGUUCACUUCAGAUCUCUACUGAAUUAAAACACAUCCGUUUAAACCACGUAAGCAUUACAGAGACAUACUUACUGCCUUUUUUUAAAAACAUUAAAAUAACACCUCCUGUAAAUAAAGUUUAUUGCUAAUCAACUUUUUGUAUGUUUGUAUGUUAUCUUUAUAGUUUGGUUCAGAUAUUGGUUGUAUAUGAAUAGUGGAAUAAAAACUUGUCCAAACCUAAAUGCUUUUCAAACACCAGUGAAUGAGAAUUUAAACAGAAUUGUACACACCACUAUGGAGUGGUUUAAAUAUAUAUUUUUGCACAGGUAUAUUCAUGUUGAAAUGCUUUGUGAUAACUAGUUAUUCGCUUCCUUUGUGGAUUAUACAGGGACAAAUGUUACAAUAGCAGGGAAGACAGUAUUACUAAAACAGAUGUAAUAACUUUUAUGGAUGUCAAGUAAACAAAUGCAACUA
Messenger RNA from Gigantopelta aegis, 8862 nucleotides. Its product is annotated as DENN domain-containing protein 5B-like. The record is from RefSeq and is a predicted model, not a curated record. Gene Ontology annotation, molecular function: small GTPase binding; guanyl-nucleotide exchange factor activity. The transcript is spliced from 24 exons. The coding region runs from base 139 to 4101 and encodes 1320 amino acids. NCBI's taxonomy places the organism in Eukaryota, Metazoa, Mollusca, Gastropoda, Neomphalida, Peltospiridae.